GAUAAUACCAUCAUCUAUGCCAAAGAACAUGUCAGAAAUCCGACCUCUUAUCACCACCACCCCAGCGCCGAACGAUGCCACUUACGAGCCGCUUGGCGACGGGCUCUUUAAACUAACUUUGAGCCGCGAAAACAAAGCCGAAGUCUUCGAUUACGCUAUAUCCAAGCUCUCUGAAAGCGACUAUGAAUCCGCUCUCAUACUUCAAAACCUCACCACGUGGAAUCCGUCCGUUGCAUCCCUAUUCACCAAACGAUCCUCCACCACUAUCCUAGAUACACCAUUCCGCCUCAUUUUCCCCAACUCUGCCCUCCCUUCCUUCGACGAGACAGGCCUAUACGUCCGCCAAUAUCUUGCUAUAUCAUACUGCUGGCGUUCGGAAGAUUUCCUGCCCGAGGGGUAUAGAAAAUAUGGCAAUUGGCCCAUUAGCAAACCCUUCGUCGAAGCUAUUCUAAGUGAUAAGGAUCAUCCCCGCGAGGGUAUCUGGAUAGAUCAACUCUGCAUUGACCAGAAUUCUUUGGCCGAUAAAAAGAUAUCCGUUGCUGCGAUGGAUGUCAUUUAUCGCUCGUGUAUACGACUCGUGGUCUUGCUAGAAGACGUAUUCCUUGACGAGCGGGAAGCAGUACUACAUGAAAAAUACGAUCCCACUAAGAUGAAGUUUGAGAGGACAUGGAGACCCGAAGGGGAUGAAAGAGGCGUCUUUGCGAGUUUUUAUAACAAAGUUAAUGCCGCGCGGUGGUGGGAAAGGGCAUGGUGCUUCCAUGAGUUCAAUGUCAAUGAGCCGUGGAGUGAUAAAAGGCAGUGUAAUGUGAUUCACAAUGCUACAUUCAUUGUGAAUGGACCUUUAGGAUCGACAGUCAAGAUUAAAUGGGUUAAUCUCCAACUCAUCAUGGGAAGUGCGUUAUAUGUCCUCCCUGAUCCGAGGAGUAAUGUAUUAAGUUCGUUCAAAGGCCUGGGGAAUUUUACUGGUGUUGGCAGAGGAGAUGAUCGGGAGAAUGGAUGGAGGAGUAGCUUCAUGGCGAAGUAUAAUGGCGUAGGUCAGAAAGGGUGCACCCACUGGGCUGAUCGUCUGAGCAUUAUGAUCAAUAUGUGUGGGGUAGGACUUGCAUAUAUGGGACAGGAACUAAAGAGCAAAGAGGAAGUUCUGUAUCUCAGCGCCUUGCUCGCCCUUUCGGCCGGAGAAGUAUACCCGCUGAGCAUGAUCGAUGGACAGUCACUCACGUUGAAUAACAGUCCAACAUGGUUAGCACGAAGCAUUGCAGUAGGAGAUACCGCAAUUCCCAGGUUCAAACUCGGAAGCGUCAACGGCAUUUAUAGCGUAUCAACACAGGAAAUUGAGCUAGAUAUGAUCUUCCUUAACGCAGCAGGGGUAAUUGUCAAGGAUGCAGAUCUCAAACCUACGUACGACAUCUUUCCCAAGACUAUAAAGACUACACAGCCUGCGACCCAUGUCCCAGAACCGUAUCUCGGGACCACAAUGAACGCCCUCCCCGAUACGUCCCUCGACAAAUCUCGCCGCCGUUUCCUUGCUGGCUGUAUUAUAAACGGGCACACCUUCACUGUCAGGCUAUGGAGCCAGCUGAAGCGCGACGUUCUGGUACCGAACUACAAUAUUGGUGUAUUUAAAGACCUGGCGCCUAACCCUUUUCUAAAUACGGCAGCACGGAAUUUUAUAGCACAACUCCUACCGGUCUCAGCACUACUAGGAAUACCCCCACCCCCCACAUUUACUCUUGAAGACGCCCAGCUGUUUUUGACAUGGCUCACCGACCCGCGAUCUAUGUACUACAUCAGCGCCAACACGUUCCAUCUGAAAUGCACACGCGAUAAUCACGGAGCAUUUGUCACUGCCAUGUCUAUCAACGAGCACUUUAGUGAUGGGCCGGCUGGGGAGCUACGAGCUGCUGUGCCAACUGAUUUACUAGAUGCGACGUGCAUACCGUUGAGGGUGUGGAUUCUGCGACCUGCAAAGGGUGAGCAAGGAGAGGGCAAGUGGAGACUUGUGGGGAAGGCAUUGUUACUCGGUGAGCCAGAUUUGAUGAGCGAGGCGAGAGGUAGCGGGGGGAGGGAGGAUGCAGUGGUGUCGUUGAAGGAGAAGACCGUUGUUGGUGGUUGAUGUUCAGUUAUAUAGUAAAGUUAUGUCAUAGUUUGCUCCAGGUUGUUGAAGAUUUUGGCAAGGUCUUUGCUACAAGAUGUAGUUAUACGCCACAGCUAUCUUCGUUACAAACUUUCUACCACCUCUAUUUCUUAGAUUUCUUGUACAUCAAUGCAGAAGUCA
Molecule: messenger RNA, 2275 nt
Organism: Cucurbitaria berberidis CBS 394.84
Lineage: Eukaryota; Fungi; Ascomycota; Dothideomycetes; Pleosporales; Cucurbitariaceae
Exons: 1
Coding region: 29-2113 (694 amino acids)
Source: RefSeq, a predicted model, not a curated record